AUGAAGGGACUUGGAUCCUACUCCUACCUUGGCUGAAGCCUGUUAUUCGACAGAGGGCUUUUGAUAUGCUCCCUGAGCAGCAUUACAGUGUUGACAGCACAUGAGCAUAUUAGUGCAGGUGGAGAGGCCAUGAAUGAAAACAAAUUUCUGAACACAGACUCCAGCACAGGAUCAGUGGAAACAACUGUCAAGCCGUUACCAUUUAAAGAUCCAAACUUCAUCCACUCCGGCAUUGGUGGAGCAGCAGCUGGCAAGAAGAACAGAACUUGGAAGAACCUAAAACAAAUUCUUGCUUCCGAAAGGGCAUUGCCAUGGCAACUAAAUGAUCCUAGCUAUUUUAAUAUUGAUGCUCCUCCUUCCUUUAAGCCUGCCAAGAAAUACUCGGACAUUUCAGGACUUCCGGCAAAUUACACAGAUCCCCAGAGCAAGCUGAGAUUUAGUACUAUUGAAGAAUUUGCCUAUAUUCGGAUGCUCCCUUCAGAUGUGGUUACUGGAUACCUGGCUCUAAGGAAAGCAACAAGUAUUGUUUCCUGA
Messenger RNA from Pelecanus crispus (Dalmatian pelican), 534 nucleotides. Lineage: Eukaryota; Metazoa; Chordata; Aves; Pelecaniformes; Pelecanidae. The record is from RefSeq and is a predicted model, not a curated record.